Hyaena hyaena (striped hyena) is the source of this 5520-nucleotide messenger RNA. RefSeq names its product phosphatidylinositol glycan anchor biosynthesis class O (gene PIGO). The record is from RefSeq and is a predicted model, not a curated record. Gene Ontology annotation, cellular component: endoplasmic reticulum membrane. Lineage: Eukaryota; Metazoa; Chordata; Mammalia; Carnivora; Hyaenidae. Gene Ontology annotation, biological process: GPI anchor biosynthetic process. Bases 537 to 3938 code for a protein of 1133 amino acids. The transcript has 11 exons. Gene Ontology annotation, molecular function: mannose-ethanolamine phosphotransferase activity.
CUAUGGUGCCAGUGCGCAGGCGUCAUCGCUGCGCUUCCGGGCGCCGUUCAAGGUGAGCCGGGGGCUCCGAGGAUCUCCUCGAAGUCCCUAUUCCUCAAUCCCAUUUCCCGAAUCGAACCAUCCCCCGCACUCGCAACCUAGCGUGCUAAGUACCGGAGUCAGGGUGCCCAGGAGAUGGCCAGGUAGCCACCAGAGGAGGCAGAGCUGUCCGGACGUGUGGGUCCCGGCGAGGCCCUUCCGGCUCUAGACCCCGCGCUUCUGCUUUGCUGCGCGGGGUAGGUCGUGACUCUGGUCUUCUGGCGUUCCUCGUUGUCCAGAAGCGGAGCGUGACUCCUCCCCUUGGUCCUCUUGGUCUCCACCAGGCGGCGCAGUCAGUCCGCCCCAGGUUCCCCUGCGCUGCGAGCCCUGGCCACCCCAGGGGUGUUGAGAUUGGCAAGGAGAGAGGCGGAGAAAUGAGCUGUCAGAGAGCAGUGUACCACUUGAAAUAAGUUUCCCUCGUGGACUGUGCUUUUCGUCAUUAGAAUUUCCUGGAGUACAUGUGCAAAUCCCUAUGCUCCACCCCCAAAGGUCCUGAUUCAGUAGAUCUGGGGUGGGGCCUGGAAAUCAGCAUUUUAAGCAGCUGCUCCAGGUUGAUGCCCAUAAGCUGCGGACCUCACCUUCAGAAACACCGGAUGCAGAAGAUCUCAGUGCUGUUCUUCCUGGCCUGGGUCGGCUUCCUCUUCUACGCUGGCAUUGCCCUCUUCACCAGUGGUUUCCUGCUCACCCGUUUGGAGCUCACCAACCAUAGCAGCUGCCAAGAACCCCCAGGCCCUGGGUCCCUGCCAUGGGGAAGCCAAGGGAAGCCCGGGGCCUGCUGGAUGGCUUCUCGAUUCUCUCGUGUUGUGUUGGUGCUGAUAGAUGCUCUGCGAUUUGACUUUGCCCAGCCCCAGCGCUCACACGGUCCUGGGGAACCUCCUGUCUCUCUGCCCUUCCUGGGGAAACUGGACUCCUUGCAGAGGAUCCUGGAGAUUCAGCCCCACCAUGCCAGGCUCUACCAGUCUAAGGCUGAUCCCCCCACCACCACCAUGCAGCGCCUCAAGGCCCUUACCACUGGCUCACUGCCUACCUUUAUCGAUGCCGGCAGUAACUUUGCCAGCUAUGCCAUAGUGGAAGACAAUCUCAUUAAGCAGUUUGCCAGUGCAGGAAGGCGUGUGAUCUUCAUGGGAGAUGAUACCUGGAAAGAUCUUUUUCCUGGAGCUUUCUCUCAAGCUUUCUUCUUCCCAUCUUUCAAUGUCAGAGACCUGCACACAGUGGACAAUGGCAUCCUGGAACACCUCUACCCAACCAUGGACAGUAAUGAAUGGGAUAUGCUGAUUGCUCACUUCCUGGGUGUAGAUCACUGUGGCCACAAGCAUGGCCCUCACCACCCUGAAAUGGCCAAGAAACUUAGCCAAAUGGACCAGGUGAUCCAGGGACUUGUGGAGCGUCUGGAGAAUGACACACUGCUGGUGGUGAUUGGGGACCAUGGAAUGACCAUGACUGGGGACCACGGAGGGGAUAGUGAGCUGGAGAUCUCGGCUGCACUUUUUCUGUACAGUCCCAUGGCCCUCUUUCCCAGUGCCCCACCACAGGAGCCAGAGAUAGUUCCUCAAAUCAACCUUGUACCUACGCUGGCCCUGCUGCUGGGCCUGCCCAUUCCAUUUGGGAACAUCGGGGAGGUAAUGGUUGAGCUGUUCUCAGUGGUUGAAGACCCCCAGCCUCACUCCUCUGCUCUGGCCCAAGCCUCAGCUCUCCAUCUCAAUGCCCAGCAGGUAUCCCGAUUUCUUCACACAUACUCAGCUGCUGCUCAGAACCUUCAAGUCAAGGAGCUUCAUCAGCUUCAGAACCUCUUCUCCAAGGCCUCUGCUGACUACCAGCGGCUUCUGCAGAGUCCCCAGGGGGCUGAGGCAGCACUACAGACUGUGAUUACUGAGCUGCAGCAGUUCCUGCGGGGAGUUCGGGCCAUGUGCAUUGAGUCUUGGGCUCGUUUCUCUUUGGUUCGCAUGGCAGGGGGUGCUGCUCUCAUGGCUGCUGCCUGCUUUCUUUGCUUGCUGGUAUCCCAAUGGGUAACAUCCCCAGGCUUCUACUUCCGCCCCCUCCUCCUAACACCCGUGGCCUAUGGUCUGGCUGGUGCCAUAGUGUGUGCUGGACUCCUGACAACUAUUGGGCUGAAGCUGGAUCCAGUGGUCCUAGGGGCCAUGGCUGCAGUGGUCUCGCUCCUGACGUUCCUAUGGAAAGCCUGGGCUGUCUGGGGGGCCAAGAGACCCGUGACAGCUCUGCUUCCCACUCCUGGGCCUGUUCUGUUAUUCCUGCUCAUUCGUUUUGCUGCUUUCUUCUCUGAUAGUUUUGUUGUAGCUGAGGCCAGGGCUACCCCCUUCCUCUUAGGCUCAUUCAUCUUGCUCCUGGUUGCCCAGCUUCACUGGGAGGGCAAGCUGCUGCCACCUAAGCUUCUCACAAUACCCCGCUUUUGCCUUUCAGCCUCAACAGGCCCACCACGGCACAAUGGCACACAUGCCCUGGGACUUGGAGUUGGGUUGCUUUUAUGUAUAAGGCUAGCUGGGCUUUUUCAUCGUUGCCCUGAAGAGACACCUGCUUGCCAUUCCUCUCCCUGGCUGAGUCCCUUGGCAUCCAUGGUGGGUGGUCGAGCCAAGAAUUUGUGGUAUGGAGCUUGUGUGGGGGCUUUGGUAACCCUGUUAGCUGCUGUGCGCCUGUGGCUUCGCCGCUAUAGUAACCUCAAGAGCCCUGAGCCCUCUGUGCUUUUUGUGCGCUGGGGGCUGCCCCUAAUGGUUCUAGGCACUGCUGCUUACUGGGCAUUGGCAUCAGGGGCAGAUGAAGUACCCCCACGUCUCCGGGCCCUGGUUGCUGGAGCAUCAGUUGUGCUGCCCAGGGCCGUGGCAGGGUUGGCUGCUUCAGGGCUCAUGCUGCUACUCUGGAGGCCUGUGACAGUGCUAGUGAAGGCUACGACGGGUGCUUCAAGGACCAGGACUGUCCUCACUCCAUUCUCAGGCCCCCCAACUUCUCGUGCUGACCUGGAUUAUGUAGUUCCUCAAAUCUACCGACAUAUGCAGGAGGAGUUCCGGGGUCGUCUAGAGAGGACCAAAUCCCAAGGCCCUCUGACUGUGGCCGCUUAUCAGUUGGGAAGUGUCUACUCAGCUGCAAUGGUCACGGCUCUCACCCUCUUGGCCUUCCCACUUCUGCUUUUGCAUGCAGAGCGCAUCAGCCUUGUGUUCCUGCUUCUGUUUCUGCAGAGCUUCCUUCUCCUGCAUCUGCUUGCUGCUGGGAUACCCAUCACCACCCCUGGUCCUUUUACUGUGCCGUGGCAGGCAGUUUCUGCCUGGGCCCUCAUGGCCACCCAGACAUUCUACUCCACAGGCCACCAGCCUGUCUUUCCAGCCAUUCAUUGGCACGCUGCCUUCGUGGGAUUCCCAGAGGGUCAUGGCUCUUCCACCUGGCUGCCUGCUCUGCUGGUGGGAGCCAACACCUUUGCCUCCCAUCUCCUCUUUGCAGUAGGUUGCCCAUUGCUUCUGCUCUGGCCCUUUCUGUGUGAGAGUCAAGGAUCCCGGAAGAGGUGGCAGCCCCUAGGGAAUGAAGCUGAAGCCAGAGUCAGGUCUGAGGAGGAGGAGCCACUGAUGGAGAUGCGGCUCCGGGAUGCACCUCAUCACUUUAAUGCAGCACUGCUGCAGCUGGGCCUCAAGUACCUCUUUGUUCUUGGUAUUCAGAUUCUGGCCUGUGCCUUGGCAGCCUCCAUCCUCCGCAGGCAUCUCAUGGUCUGGAAGGUGUUUGCUCCCAAGUUCAUUUUUGAGGCUGUGGGCUUCAUUGUGAGCAGCGUGGGACUUUUCCUGGGCAUAGCUUUGGUGAUGCGAGUGGAUGGUGCUGUGAGCUCCUGGUUCAGGCAGCUUGUUCUGGCCCAGCAGAGGUAGCCUAGGCUGCGAGUGCUGGCUUGUGGCCACAGAGAGAGCUGAAGAACAAUCUAGCCUGGCCUAUACAGGUGCUGGAUCAUCUGCAAGAGAGGCUUAGCCGCACUUCUUACCACCAUACAGCCAGGAGCUACUGACAUCUGGGACUUUAUUAUUUUAUACUUCAAAAUCAUAGUGGGGCAUGGUCCCUAACUCCUGCUUUGGAUGCAUCUAAGGAACUUGAAGGUGGUCUCCAAAGUAGAAUAAAAUAAUAAUGUAAAUAUGUGUAUCUGAGGUGGGGAGCCCCCACUGUCCUACAGAGACUAGGAGGAGGAUCAUGGUCCCCUCCCAUGAGGGGGACAGAUCUUGUGCAGACCUGGCUACACCUAAAAACUUUAGGGAAGUGGUUAAAGUUGUCUGAAUUCACUUCUCCUACCUCUUCCCAAAUCACCCUUGUUAUCCCACCUGCCUUUUUUUUUUUUUUUUUUUUUUUGCCAUGUAACAUAUUUUAUUAAAUUCUUAUGCUCUGGUUAAUAGCAGAGACAGCUGGAAAGACAAGCACAGGCAACAUGGAGUACACAGACCCACUGUCUAAAGCCCCAAAGUGUUGUAUUCCCUCCUCUGUUGUGUUCUUUCAUGCUAGAACACUCUUUGCCCUUCACUUCUGUGAGGGCCAGGAGGCCACCCUAGCUUUCCAACCUUUGCUGCCAUUUAUCAGACCUAAUUGCCCAUCUUACUUAGCAUUCCAUCUUGUCCCAUUGAUUAUUCCUGACUUGAAGCCAAAACUGUGUAAAUUUAAUGCGUGUCUCUUAUGCUCUCCAUCCACCUCACUGCUGUGUAAGAUUAAAGUGCAGGUGUGAAAUUCUCAUGGAAAUUUCCAUCAAAGGAGGGGGAGGAGAAGACCCGUGAGGAGAAAGGUCAGGACUGGGAUUUGAUGUUUGAUAAUGCCCAGGACAGGAGAUGAAACAACUGAAAGAACAGAUGUCAGAUCAUGGAACAGCACUUUCACUUGGUAGAAAGAAGAAAAACUAAGUAGCAGUGAUGGUGAAGUAAAGGUGUUCACCACUGUGGCAGCUAAAGGAAGAGUUGGAGUUAUUAGUGGCUAAUAGUCUCUAGUGCUACAGAGGUCAAACAGAAAGAUAAGCUCAUACUGUUUCAGGCAGUUAGAGGAUAGGACAUUGGUAACCCUGGCAGGAAUAGAUUUAAUAAUGUAAGAGAAGAAGUUAGGUCCCAGCUAAAACUGUAAGAUGAAUUUUAAAAGUUCCCUUCCCCUUCCUUAAUUUGGGGGACACUAUUCCUAAGCAUCAUUUAAUGAGCAGACAGUGCCUCUGUGAUAAGAAAAGACCCCUUCCCUCCCCUAGCACCCAUGAGAAAGAUUUCAGAGCCCAGUCACUCACCUUGUCCUAGCCAGAUUCUCCCCAAACCCAUUCCUUUUUUGCAGAAAGUCUCAUUCCCUGGAGCCUAAGGAAAAUCAGUUCUGCCAACCAUUGGGUAUUUCUUCUCUGAUCUAACUACAAGGUCCUUUUAGAGAAAGAUCUAUUAAAAAUUCCUGGGGGUGCCUGGGUGGCUCAGUCAGUUAGAGUCUGACCUCAGCUCAAGUCAUGAU